UUAUCGCACUCUGGUGACCGCCCUUGGCCCCCUCCAUCGGUGUCUUGAUGGUCUUCUGCACCACAGGCACUGUGAGGGGGGAAGACGUGCUGGCGUCUGUCGCGGCGGAUUUCGUGCUGGCGUCUGUCGCGACUGCCUUAGGGUAUCCAGCCGCCUAUCCAGCAGCUGCAACUCGUCGAUGCCCUCCUCGUCAGGCUUCCUCUCAGUGGCCCACACGGCGCGCCUCGGCCACUGGUCCGAGGGGAUGGGGCUGCUGUUGGGAUUCUCCGCCGUCUGCUGUUGGGUGCCGAUGACGGUCUCGUCAAAGGUGACGGCUGGCAGGUCCUGCUUGACGUCCGGCAGGAUCUGGUGGCAAUACAGAAAUGACAGUGCCGUGCCGCCCACCGUCCACAGGUCGACGUCGGGCUGCCAGCCGGGGUAGCCCCAGUGCUUCUGCGCCCACUCGCCGACUGCCGCGGGGGUGCUGGGGGGGCCGUUGCGUGUGCGCGAGGGGUCGAUGACGGCCUUGAUGUGGGGCGGGGCGGAGGUGAGUGUGUUCAUGAUGUGUGUCUCGUACGGCACCGCCAGCGUCUUGCCCCCCCUUGUCACCAGACUGCCCCUCUCCUGCCCAGCGGCGUCGAUAACGCCAUCUUGACCCUGCUGCUUAUUAAGCACUGCAGGAGACACCAAAGCACACACAAAAUGUACCGCAGAGCUGAACUUUGACCUCAACAGGCUAUAGUUCUUCGCUACCUUUCUGAUACUGCUCGAAACACUUUGCCACUUCAGCUGCGCGCCGUUAUCAAAUGAGAAGUCGACAAAUAUAAAAUGUAGGCAGAGAUCGGACCUGCACAUCAACACAAAGAGACACGAUCACAGUGGUCGCUGUGCUGAUGUCUCAGUUGGUUUCCUCACGCACACAUUCGUCCGCCCCGCGUCACCAAACUGCCCCUCUCCUGCCCGGCGGCAUCGAUAAAGGUGGGCACCGGCACCACCACCUGCCGACUGCCCCCGCGCACCACCGACGCGUUGGCCUUGACAAAUCCGACAAGGAUAUUGUCGAAGGUCGUGUGGUUGCGACGUACGUGGAGCGGGGCGGCAGCUCCUCGGCCGUCUGGACCGCGCUGGUGCUGGGGCGCUGGCGACGGCCUUGGCAACACUAAGCACAGGCACCUGAACCACACAAACACACACACAAACACACAGAAUACAUUCAUUGGUGAGCUCACCCUUUCCAUCCCUCUGCCCUGUCUGUCUGUCUGUCCGUCUGUCCCUUUGUGUCUCUCACCUUAUGCAUUGCGUUGGUCUUCAUCAGCAGGUCUAUGACUUGGCGGUGACGGCAAAUACGGCACCGACCUGCCAGUCGUCCUCCUCCUUGAAGUUGCUGCUCCCCACCAGCCUUUUCAUCUUCUUCCUGAUCUGCCACCCGUGGGCAAUCUCCUUCAUUUUGGUGCGGUUGAUCCGCUUGCCGUUGGCCAUCUGGAUGCCCGCCUCCUGCGCCGCUGUCGGCUGAGCUCCGCUGUCCAGCAGACGCAGCGCCGACCCCUCGCCAGGCGGAUACAGCAGGACCCGCAGCGCAAGAAAGCUGCCGAGGGGCUGGCGUCGGGCGUCGCUCUGGCGGUCGAUGUUGCCAACGACAGCGACGCCGUCCUGGCCGGGCUGCUGCUUGGGCGGCGCCUCCCCCUCCCCACUCGCAAUGAACAGCGAGUAGAUCGGUCCCCCCAUGGUGUAGAGCCCCUACGCCUGCCGAUACAUACUCGCCCGCGAAGGCCUCGUCUAGGGCCUCCCGGACGGCGGGCGGCACCGCGCCCUUCUUGCGGGCGAGCUUGGCGAGGGCAGGUGGCGGCUGGGCGGUGGGGGUGCGGCUCUUCUCGGGAUGCUGAGUGGUCAGCAGGUAGAGGAAUGCGGGCUCGAGGCGCUCCUUUUGCAUCCUGAUGGUCUUCUGCACCACAGGCAGUGUGAGGGGGCCGUUGCGGAGCCUCUGGAAAGAGACAGCGGCGCGUUGGAUGGCGACGCCAUGAGCCGAUGCUGUCCCCCUCUCCAAAGUCCACUCGGCCGCCUUGUGGAGUGUUGGUGCUGGUGCUUCUGGUGCCGUUGGUGCCUCUGGUGCUGCUGAUGCUUCUGGUGCUGCUGGUGGGGCGGUGGCAUAUGUGCUGUCGGCAUCGUCCUCCUCGGGCAGUGGCGCCGUGGGUGGGGCUGGGAUGGGUGGUCCGGGCGCCAACACGCCCUCCUCCCUCUCCUCAACACACUUGGACACUCUGCAUCCAAACGAGGCGUCCACACAGACACAGACAGACCAAAUGAGAUGGUUAAUGAGAUGGAAGUCUCUCUGCGUGUGGCCUUACCCGUUGUUGGUGUCAUGGCCGCCUCCAGGUGCAGACACGCCCUCCUUCUGCUCCCUCUCCUCCUCAACACUCCUGGACAACCUGCAAUCAAACGAGCAAUUCACACAGUGAGCGACAGGGCAGACCGAAUGAGAUGUGCAGGACGAUGUGGCACUCUCUGUGUGUGGCAUUACAUACCUGCUGUGGUCGUCCUGGUCUCCUCGAGGCGCCGACGCGCCCGCCUCACGACAGCUUUCAGGUGCCUCCUCGGCAGGGCCAGGGGGACUCUCAAAACAGGCGGCUACAUUCUCGGCCUCCGUUUCCUCCUCUCUGCCGGUCGGCUGGUCGCCCUCUCCACUCUGCUGCUGCUGGCUACUCAGAUCGGGGAGCUCUGGUGCUGCUGCUGGCGUGGGGGCGGCUUUGUUGGCCUUCUCCUCUCUCUCCCCCUCCUCUGUCACGCCGGCCGGGCCGUGGCUGUUCUCAUCUCUGGCGGGCUGCAAUGCGGCGGCGGUAGCAGCCUUGUGGUGGUGGCUGGUGGGCUGCUGGCUCGAUAAAUCAUGCACAUGCACAUGGAUCCCUUCCUCUCCCGGCUGAAGACCGCCAUUAAGCGGCCCAGCUCGAACGAUAGCAGCAGGCCCCGGUCCGCUGGGGUGGAUAGGUGGCCGUGGCCGUGGUGCGGCGGACGUCGUGCGGGGAACCUGCUGGUAUUGCUGCGGUCCCAU
This is a messenger RNA of Vitrella brassicaformis, 3025 nucleotides long. The record is from the annotation of a GenBank genome assembly. Lineage: Eukaryota; Vitrellaceae.